Portunus trituberculatus (swimming crab) is the source of this 935-nucleotide messenger RNA. RefSeq names its product astacin-like. The record is from RefSeq and is a predicted model, not a curated record. The transcript has 6 exons. The coding region runs from base 98 to 904 and encodes 268 amino acids. Gene Ontology annotation, molecular function: metalloendopeptidase activity; zinc ion binding. Lineage: Eukaryota; Metazoa; Arthropoda; Malacostraca; Decapoda; Portunidae. Gene Ontology annotation, biological process: proteolysis.
AUGCACGACUAUCACAUGCACUAUGUGAGAACUUUCGCACGCCUCAAGGGCAUUGUAUGUUUGCUUCGGAGUAUAAUUAAGCCUGCACACCUUCCCCAUGAUUCCAAGGAGCGACGUUCACGCCGUGCUUCUCCAUCACAACAUUAUGCUUCGUCUGGUACUUCUGGCGGCGGCGGUAGCGGCGGUGGCGGCCUCGCCCACCAUCCCUAUGGCGGCGAAAGCGAUGUAUAAUCCGGACCUCUUCCAGGGUGACAUCAAGGGUAUCGCUGGGCAGGAGCCUGGGCACGAGAGGGCGGCCAUCUUGGAGCCGCAGUACCUGUGGUCCGGCGGUGUGGUGCCCUACGUCUUCGGCAGCUCCAUCACUUCCCAUCAGAGGGACAUCAUUCUUCAGGGUAUGAAUGACUUCCAUGCCAAGACCUGCAUCAGGUUUGUCGAGAGAACAACACAGAGUGACUACAUCGAGAUUGUCUCCAACGACAGCGGGUGCUGGUCCUACGUGGGCAGUAUCGGAGGCAAGCAGCGCCUCUCUCUUGACGUCAACGGCUGCAUCUACGUGGGCACGGCCAUCCACGAGCUGAUGCACGCCGUCGGCUUCUACCACGAACACUGCCGGAACGACCGCGACAACUACGUCACCAUUCACUACGAAAAUAUUAUCCCAGGAUACGCCUACGCCUUCGACAAAGACACCAAUUGGCAGUACGUGGGCGAGGAUUACAACUAUGCUAGCAUCAUGCACUACGGUACGUACGCCUUCUCAGUGAACUGGGGCGUGCUGGAGACUAUCGUGCCCACGGACCCAAAUGUGGUGCUGGUCGAAGCUUACGACAAGUACGAGAUGGAGCACAGUGACGCCAACCAGAUCAACAACCUGUAUGCCGCCGAAUGUGCGCAGCGACACUAAGGAAAAGCAAAAUAUUAACAUCAAAAACAUA